AUGGAGAAGUGGAAAGAUUUUCCCCUUUCUAAGGAGGAGGAGGAAGGUGUCACGGUAGAGAGAGAAGAGAUUUGUGGGAAGGAAGCUUUUCAGAGAACCCUAGCGGGUAGACUCUGGACUGAUAGUAGCUUCAACUCUAGAGCCUUUAUCAGUACUAUGUUGGGAGCUUGGAAGUUGAGGAACCCAGAUGAAACGCAAGAGCUUAGCAAAAACCUUUUCCUAUUUCAUUUCUCUACCAAACGCGAUCUGGAAUCGGUUCUGCGAAACGGGCCGUGGAGUUUUGACAGGAAUAUUCUUGUGCUUGCCAGGGUUUCGGGGGAGGAGCAACCUUCAGAGUUAAAUAUGCAUUUCGGGGUUUUUUGGGUGAGGGUGUAUGAGCUGCCGUUGAUGCUCAGAUCCGAAGUUAUGGCGAGGAAAUUGGGAGGGAUUCUCGGAAAGUUUGAAGAGAUGGACACGAAGGAGGCGAACAGAAUCGACAGAUUCCUGCGACUGAAAGUUACGAUUGACCUUAAAAUGCCAUUAAAACGUGGCACGGUGGUGAGGUUCAAGGAUAAGAAUCUUCGUGUGUUUUUCAAGUACGAAAGACUCCCUACCUUCUGUUUUGUCUGUGGUCGUCUUGGACACCAGUUAAAAGAUUGUGAAUCAACAGGAGACCUUGGUGAUGAGGGCUUUGAAGAUAUCAAAGAGAAUGACCUUCUGUAUGGGCAAUGGAUUAGAGCUUCCCCUCUCCCCAGAGUCAAUGAGGAGGUGAGGAAAAAAGACUCAAAUUCGAGUUCGUGCAGCAAAAGUCUUUUCAACCUUUCAUCUGGUCAAAGCAAGUGUGAAGCUAGGGGUAAGGAGAAGGAGGGAGAAGGAGAGGUGGAGCAACAUAAAGACCUGGGAGAUCAGAGGAAGGAUAAUUUAAUAACAGGCAACCCCAGUCCGGCGGCAGCUCCGACAAAUUUCCUGGAGAUAGAGGCGGUUGCUGAGUCCUUUGGUGCAGUAGACAUAUCAAAUGUUGGGGCAAAGAAGGGAGAGACCUCUAAGGGUAAAGCCAUAAAAAAAAGAAGUGGACCAGGAGACAACCUUCGAGGAAACCGAGUGUUGCGAAGGAGGAGUGGAAGAUUGCGGCAGUGGAGAGAAGAAGAGGAGAGGAAGCCAGGAAGUCAUGAUUUGUGCCCCACAAUUACUACCAGAGGUGGUGUUGGAAGACCAACACCGCCUAGGACAAUGAAAAUCGUUAGUUGGAACUGUAGGGGGUUAGGGAAUCCCCGUGCAGUUCGAGCCUUGUUAAGGCUCAACCGUUUAGAAAAUCCCGAUGUGUUACUAGUUAUGGAAUCCCGUCUCAAGUAUGAGGAGGUGUCAAGUCUCAAGAUCAAAUCUGGUUUUGGUGGUGUUCAUGUGGUUGAUUGUAGAGGGUUCGGGAAGGAUAGAGCGGGGGGGCUUAUUUUGUUCUGGAAAGAAGGUUUUCUCCUCAGUAUUCUGUCCUCUUCGCUAAACCAUAUUGCGGGUUCGAUGAUUGAUGAAGAGGAUGGCCAGUUAUGGAACCUUUAUGGAAUUUACGGCCAUCCGGAAGAACAGUUUAAGAGGAAAACGUGGCAGCUGAUUCAAACUCUGGUCAGGGAAGAAGGUGGCAACGCAAUAGUCUUUGGGGACCUGAAUGAUAUUCUUUGGGACCAUGAGAAAAGGGGUGGUAUUAGCAGAACUAAUAGCCAAUUUCUAUGGGGUAGGAAUGCUGUUAUCUCUUGUGGUUUGGUGGAUUUAGGUUUUGAAGGCUAUCCCUUCACGUGGACAAAUGGAAGGCUUGGAGAAGACAACACUCAAUGUCGUCUGGACAGAGCUAUGGCUUCCAACAGUUUCAUCAACAGAUUUUCCCCAGUUAAAGUCAAACACCUCUCUAGGUUUCAUUCUGAUCACGCCGCAAUUAGUAUCUCACUCGAGGUUGAUGAGUCCCUCAACUCUGUCAGCAGGAAGCGUCCCUAUUUGUUUCGUUUUGAGGAGGUGUGGAGCAAGGAUCCAAGAUGCGAAAGAUUUGUGGAUCAGAUAUGGAAUGAGCCCAGUUCGAGGGGCCUGAACAAAUUUGAUAGGAUUCAAAAUCUUGAUGCUAUGUUUAAAGAAUAUAGAAGGGGGGAGAUUUCAAAAGAGCUACGAAGGAUUGAGGAACAGCUUGGUAGUGAAUUCUGCUGGGCUGAAGGACAUGGGGAUAUAUCUCGCAAUAGGGCUUUGGUGCGACAACGUGAUAAACUUCUUCAAACGGAGGAAAUAAUGUGGAGACAACGGAGCAGGGCCUUGUGGCUGAAGUAUGGAGACAAAAAUUCCAAAUUCUUCCAUGGGAAGGCAAGCCAGAGACGCAAGACAAAUUUGAUAAAGAAGAUUAAGGAUGAGAAUGGGUAUUGGUGGAGAGGCCACGACAAUUACGAGCGCAUUUUGGUAACAUACUUUACUGACAUCUUCUCCUCUUCUUUUCCCACGAAUAUGGUUGAAGUUUGUAAAGUGGUUGAAGGUAGGCUUAAGGCUGAACAUGUCAGAAUUUGUGAAGAGAGCUAUACGGCUGCUGAGGUCAAAACCGCCUUGUUCCAAAUGCACCCCCUGAAGGCUCCGGGACCAGAUGGUCUUCCUGCCCUUUUUUAUCAAAAAUUCUGGCAUAUUGUGGGUAGUGACAUCUGUAAGCUCGUGCUGGAUAUUCUCAAUAAUCAAAAGCACCCUGGCAUCAUAAACAACACCCAUAUUGCCCUCAUCCCCAAAUGCAAAACCCCUACAAAGCCAAAGGAUUUUAGGCCGAUAAGUCUUUGCAACGUCGUUAUGAAACUUGUUUCGAAGGUCAUUGCUAAUAGGCUUAAGAUUUUUCUCCCGGAAAUCAUUGAUGAAGAACAGAGCGCGUUCGUUAAAGAUCGUCUGAUAAUGGAUAAUGCUCUAAUCGCGAUGGAAGGUUUCCAUUGGAUGAAGAAGAAGGUUAAGGGGAAGAAGGGAACCAUGGCCCUAAAGCUUGAUAUGUCGAAGGCGUAUGACAGACUCGAAUGGGAGUUUAUUGUGGAGGUUCUCACUUCCAUGGGCUUCCCUAGAUCUAUGGUUGUUCUGAUUGAGAAGUGUAUUUCCUCGGUGUCUUACAAGGUGUUAAUCAAUGGUGCCCCUAGCAGAUGCUUCACUCCGGAGAGGGGUCUCCGCCAAGGCGACCCCUUCUCUCCUUACCUCUUUAUUUUGUGUGCUAAUGUCUUUUCAGGUUUGAUCAAGAAGGCGGCGAACCACAAGGAGAUCCACGGCUUAAAGAUUGCUCGCAACUCUCCCAUGAUUACACACCUCUUCUUUGCCGACGACAGUCUGUUAUUUGCAAGAGCAUCUCUGGAGGAAGCAAGGCGCAUCAAAGAUAUUCUCAAAGUUUAUGAGCGUGCUUCAGGCCAAAUGGUGAAUUUCGACAAAUCAGAAGUUUCCUUCAGCAAGAAUGUGGGGGAGAACACUCAGGCUAUUAUCCGGAAUCACCUCAAUGUCAAUACCGUGUCCAAUCAUUCAAAAUAUCUUGGUUUACCUGUCAUUCUUGGGAGGUCUAAGAAGGUUGUUUUCUCGCUGGUAGUUGAAAGAGUCUGGAAAAAGAUCAAAGGGUGGAAAGAAAAGUUCCUUUCUACUGCAGGGAGGGAGAUUCUCAUUAAAGCUGUUGUGCAAGCCAUACCCACCUAUGUCAUGAGCUGCUACAAACUCCCAAUUUCUGUUUGCAACGAGUUGGAAGCUCUGGUUUCAAAUUUCUGGUGGGGUGCAAAGGGUGGGGAGAGGAAACUGCAUUGGCUGAGAUGGGAGAAGUUAGCAAAGGCUAAGAAUGUGGGAGGCUUGGGUUUCAGAAACAUCAACGAUUUCAAUUCGUGUCUCCUUGGAAAGACGUACUGGAGAUUACUGUCAAACGAUGAUUCGCUGGUUGGAAAGGUUCUAAAAGGGAGGUAUUUCCCUAGAGGCUCUAUUGAUACGUGCGACGUUGGCUACUGCCCCAGCUACGCUUGGAGGAGUAUUUUGAGUGCACGUGAAGUGGUGCAACGGGGUGCUAGAUGGAGAAUUGGAAACGGAGAGAAGGUGAAGAUCCUAAAUGAUUGUUGGAUCCCGGGGAACCCUGAGUUUAAGCUGCUGUUUGGAACAAACAAUGUUGGAGAGGAGGAUCUUGUUAGUACCCUCAUUGACAAAGAUUUGGGUGUAUGGAAGAGGGAGAUUAUUUAUGAAUCGUUCUCCCCGGAUGAUGCGAAGAAGAUAGUAAGCAUUCCUCUCUCAAGACUUCCUAAUGAUGACAAGCUGGUGUGGCAUUUUGAAAAGAGUGGUGAGUUCUCCGUUAAGACAGCGUAUCAUGCCACCUGCUCGUUCAAAACCUCUCUUCUUCCUGGGCCAUCAAUUUCAGCUUGCCAUAGUCUUUGGAAACUGUUAUGGAAGGCGCCUAUUUAUGCUAAGCAAAGGAAUUUUUUGUGGCGUGUGGCUCAAGACAUCCUCCCCACGCGGGGAAAUCUCGUCAAAAAAGGUAUGAUCAUUGACCCCUUGUGUCCCUUCUGUUUUUCUGGGAUUGAGAAUGUGCAGCAUCUCUUCAUGGAAUGUCAUUUUGCGAAACAAGUUCUCUUUGCGUCUUCUGUUGGUUAUCGUAUCCCUAACUGUAUGGACGUGAAUUAUUGGAUCCAAUCCAUCCUGGAAUGUGGUGAUACUCAUAGUGUUCAGGUUCUUUGUGUUUGCCUUUAUAAAAUCUGGGCUGCUACAAAUUUAAUUGUGUUCCAAGGCAAGACUGUGUGUCCCAUGGCAGUCGCGGGUAGCGUUUCUGACUGUGUGCAAGAUUUUGCUAGAUGGCCCCCUGAUCCUAUUGCAAAGAACCUGGCUCCGGCUGCUGGAAUUUUUGACACCUUUCCUAAGGAUGUCCAUUUUGCGCAUGUGGACGCUGGUUUUACGGAGGAUGAACACACGGUUUUUGGAUGCACUUUUAAGGAUCCUUUCAACAAGGUCAUCCUGGCAGCUAGCAAGAAGGAUUUAAUAAUGGUUGAACCUAGCCUUGCUGAACUCUUGGCUCUUAGGUGGUGUAUCCUUCUAGCUGCGGAGAUUAAUCUGGAAAAGGUUGUCUUCUAUACUGAUGCUCUAGUAGUGGUUGACUGUAUUAACUCUAUCCAUAGCAAUGCCUCCCUCGACCCCAUAGCGGCGGAAUGCAGGCAGCUUCUGAGUUCUUUUUCUUUUAGUUCUGUUAUUUUUGUUCCCAGGAAUUGUAAUUUUGAUGCUCACAAUGUGGUGUUGCUUGGAAAAAUGUAUGGCUCCCGGACCUGGUUAGAAGGUCUACCGAGAGCAAACUCUGUAUCUCUACCUUUUCAUGGCCUUUGA
Vicia villosa (hairy vetch) is the source of this 5304-nucleotide messenger RNA. RefSeq lists its product as uncharacterized. NCBI's taxonomy places the organism in Eukaryota, Viridiplantae, Streptophyta, Magnoliopsida, Fabales, Fabaceae. The transcript has 2 exons. The record is from RefSeq and is a predicted model, not a curated record. The coding region runs from base 1 to 5304 and encodes 1767 amino acids. Gene Ontology annotation, molecular function: zinc ion binding; nucleic acid binding; RNA-DNA hybrid ribonuclease activity.